CGUGUCAUUUGGCUCCCAGGCACAUAAACCUUGCAACGCUGGUCUUCUCCGACAUUCAUCCAUCUCUUCCCUGACCAGUCAUGAGUCACAUUAUCUGGUUUUGCGUCUCGUCGCUCUUGUCUAUUACUCCAGUCUUCUCUGAUGAAAAUAUUGACACAAGCCUCCUUAAAAUUUUCCCAUCUGUGAGUAUUGUUGGAGUACAGCAGGUUACCUACUUAAAAGAUCCCAACAGCCCUGAGUACGCCUUCAACGCCUCUGAAGCUCGGGAAGUCUGCCAGUCCCUUGGUCUGAUCAUUGCUUCAAAAGCACAAGUAGAGACGGCUCUAAAGAGAGGUCUGGAAACGUGCAGGUUUGGCUGGAUUGACGAGCAUUUCGUAGUCAUUCCCCGCAUACAGGCACUUGCUAAUUGUGGCCAAAACCGCAAAGGCCUGGUUCCAUGGAGGGCUGGUCUACAUCAAAAGUUUGAUGUGUUUUGCUUCAAUGAAUCAGAUGCAGCAGCACAACUGAAGGACACCGAAUCUAAUAGCAGUUUGAGCAGCAGCUAUUACUCAGAGCACACCGAGUCUCCUACGAGGGCGACGGACUCCACCCUGACAACACACACUUCUUCCUACUCGACUCCUAAAAUCACAGAGGACUUGGCAGAGUUAGCCCAUUUUGUCGACAGCGCGCGAAGCCCCGCUGGAGGGAAAGCUGUACUCAUCUCCUGCACAUGUGCCGUCCUGCUGAUUGCAGUAAUCAUCGUCGCAUACCUAAAAUUGAGACGGAGUCGCUCUCGCAGCACUGACGUGCAGCAGGAGCAGCAGCAGAAAGAGUACAUCCAGACAGAAGAGUGGACAUGUGUGAAGAAUAUUAAAGAAACCAGGGAAGAUGAUCAGGAGGAUGAGCGGACAGAAGACGGCGAUGAUACACAGUGAACAUCUUACUGAUCUUUUGAAGAAACACAGCACAUAAAAAUUACAAUAAUAAUAAAACUCUUUAAGGGCAAUGGUCAUGAUUUGUAUAAAAGUAAUGCAACAGAAUUACUGUAAAGAGAAUUUAUUUUGCAUGUAUGUGUUUAUUAUUUUGCAAUGCUAUUAAAGGGUGCUGUUGGCCACUA
Molecule: messenger RNA, 1099 nt
Organism: Mugil cephalus (flathead mullet)
Lineage: Eukaryota; Metazoa; Chordata; Actinopteri; Mugiliformes; Mugilidae
Gene: lyve1a
Product: lymphatic vessel endothelial hyaluronic receptor 1a
Exons: 6
Coding region: 81-917 (278 amino acids)
Biological process (GO): cell adhesion
Cellular component (GO): plasma membrane
Molecular function (GO): transmembrane signaling receptor activity; hyaluronic acid binding
Source: RefSeq, a predicted model, not a curated record